AUGAUUCCAGGGCUAUUUGAAGCAAUUGCAAGAAAUGACACGCAGACUUUCAUCGACUUGGUUGAAAACAAUGGAGGUUCUCUCAUUCAGAAAACUGAGGAAACAAAAAACUCAGUGUUACACCUUGCUGCAAGGUUUGGGCACGUUGAGCUGGUUGCCUAUAUCACUAAGCUGCUUCCUGACUUGGUUUCUGUUGGGAACAUUAAGGGAGAAACUCCAUUACAUGAAGCUUGUCGCCAAGGGAAUACCAGUGUUGUAAAGCUGCUGUUAGAGGUCAAUCCAUAUGUGGCUUGUAGUCUUAACCACGAAAUGCAAACUGCUUUCUACAUGGCUUAUAUUGUUAGGAGUAUUUUAGAAGCUUGCCCCAGGUUUGCUUGGAAGGUUGACAGCAAAGGACUUUUGCCGCUCCAUUUGGCUUGCGAAACAGGUCACGUAGAGAUAACAAGAACACUCUUGACGAUUGAUCCAAACCUUGCUCUUGAGUUUAACCCUUACGGUUACACACCACUACUACACUUGGCUGCGAUGAAUGGUCAAAUCAAAAUCCUUGAGGAACUUUUACUGUGCUCUCCCAAAUCUUUAGAACUUCUCACACGAGACAGGGAAACUGUCUUUCAUCUUUCAGUAAGAUUCAACAGAUACAGUAUGUUUACCUCUUUGGCAAAGAAUUAUAACGACACCAACCUCCUCAACCAGGCUGACAAGCAUGGUAACACAAUCUUACAUCUCACUGUCGCUGCAGGGAACACUAGAGUAGAUGUCAAUUUUAAGAACCAAAGAGGUGAAACAGCGUUGGACAUCCUAAAUCAGCAAAGAACAUUAUCGGAUCUUAGAAACAUGUUGAAGAGUUUUGGUGGCAGGACAAGUGCUGAGCUGUUCCCUUUAACCCCAAAGGUUGAUGAGAUAGAUUCUGAGACUACAACAUUAGAAAGUCCUAGAGCUGCACUUGAGCAAGAAUUUGAAAUGCUUUUUGAAGGUAAUACGCAUCCAGGAAGUGAUCAAUAUGAUUGUGAAAUUGGCAGGGGGCGCAUGGCUAGAAACUGGUCUGGAGUUAUCCCAUUCAUGAUGGAUUCAAUCCUCAGAAACAAUCAACCACUGGAAGAGUUCACUACAGUACAAGCGAAGAUGAAUCCAUGUCAUCAAGUUGUGAUGAACUCUGAUAAUGAUUUUGGCUCAAAUUCUUCUAGAACAAGAAUGAGCUCCCAAGUCUCGAAUCCAAAGCAGCUUCCGAAGCCAAGAGGAAAAAAUAAAGUGGGUAAAACUAGGCAAUAUGAGAUCUAUAGGGAGGCAUUGCAAAAUACUAGGAACACUAUCACAAUAGUUGCUGUUUUGAUUGCCUCGGUUACUUUUACUGCUGGCAUAAACCCUCCUGGUGGUGUCUACCAGGAUGGAUGGCUUAGAGGACAGUCAACUGUUGGCAGAACAACAGCCUUUAAGGUCUUUACAAUAAGCAACACAGCAGCAUUGUUCAUAUCCAUGUGCAUUGUCAUUGUGUUGGUGAGCAUCAUUCCCUUCCGGCGAAAAUCACUGAUGAAACUACUUGUGAUUGCUCACAAAGUCUUGUGGGUGGCGGUUUCCCUCAUGGCUACAGCUUACAUUGCAGCCUCAUGGAUAAUCAUGCCACAUGGACACGGUGAAGGAGAAAACUGGACCCUUGAAGUUGUGAUAUCUGUGUGUGCAGGGACUAUGGGAUUUGUUUUUCUUUGUCUUGGUGUCACAUGGACUAAACACAGGUUGAUGAAACUGAAAUGGAGGAAACAGAUAUGUAAGACUGCAGAGGAAAGAGCACAUACACAAGCAGCACUAGCACAAGAACGAGCACAUAAAAGGGCGCAGCAAAUAACAGCGGAUACUCCAGAAUACAGCUCUUCAGUAUCCAUGAACGCCCAUGCUGAGGGUUUCGAAGAACUAGGAUGCCAUACUUACUGAACAACAAGAAGUGGGAAAAUUGCAUGUGUUCUUCCCAAAGUCUAAUGGAACAUAAACAUGGAGUUUUUUGUGUAGUUCACUCGGUACCUAACUC
Molecule: messenger RNA, 2023 nt
Organism: Rosa rugosa (rugosa rose)
Lineage: Eukaryota; Viridiplantae; Streptophyta; Magnoliopsida; Rosales; Rosaceae
Product: ankyrin repeat-containing protein At2g01680-like
Exons: 3
Coding region: 1-1929 (642 amino acids)
Cellular component (GO): plasma membrane
Molecular function (GO): protein phosphatase 1 binding; protein phosphatase regulator activity
Source: RefSeq, a predicted model, not a curated record